AUGAUCCAAGCUCGCUUUAGUUUCGGUCGCUACCUCGGCUCAAUUCCAGUCGUCCUGAACCUCGCAAAUCUAGUUGGUUUUAGUGUCAUUAUAUGUGUCGUUGGUGGCCAGUGUCUUUCCGCUGCAUCUCAAGGGACGAUUAGCAACAACGUCGGAAUUGUCAUUAUUGCUAUCUUGGCACUCGUCAUAUCGUUUUGCGGAUUUCGAGUGCUUCAUUGGUAUGAGAUGGUUGCAUGGGCUCCAGCAAUUCUGAUGAUCACGAUCGCCACCGGUGUUGGAGGCUCGAAUCUCAAGAACCAGGCUCCGACUGAACCUGCCACCGCACCAGCCGUGCUGUCCUUUGGAAUGAUCAUUGCCUCAUACACCAUUCCUUGGGCGUGUCUUGCAUCCGACUUCACGACAUACUUCAGCCCUCAGGCCUCGUCGUGGCGUAUCUUCACUUACAGUUAUCUCGGCCUUGUCAUUCCUACAGUCCUACUAAUGACACUUGGUGCAGCGAUAGGUGGUGCCAUUCCGAGUAUAGAGGGUUGGCAAGAUGCCUCUGAUGCCAUGGGAGCAGGAGGUGUUCUUGCUUUGAUGCUCGAACCAGUGGGCCGUUUUGGGCAAUUCGUUGUGGUUGUUCUGGCCUUCUCACUUCUGGGCAAUAUUUCCGGAACCAUGUACAGCGUGACGUUGAAUUUCCAGAUUCUCCUACCAUGGCUGGUUCGCGUACCGCGAUAUGUCUUUAGCAUUAUCGUCACAGCCAUCAUCAUUCCUGUCAGCAUCCGAGCGGCUGUCGACUUUUUUGUGAACCUCGAAAAUUUUGUGUCCAUUAUUGGAUACUGGACAGCGUCCUUUGUGGGAAUUGUGGUUACGGAGCAUGUUGUGUUCAAGAAAGGAGACCCAGUUCGAUAUGACCACGAUGCUUGGAAUGAUGCAAAACUCCUUCCGACUGGUAUCGCGGCCAUUGGAGCUGCUGUCUUAUGUUUUGGUCUCGUGAUUCCUUGUAUGGAACAGGUUUGGUGGGUUGGCCCAAUUGCCAAACAUACCGGGGACAUUGGUUUCGAGGUGGCUUUCAUUUUGAGCGCCCUUCUAUAUGCUGUCUUUAGAACGAUUGAUAACAAAUUUUGGAAAAGGUGA
Molecule: messenger RNA, 1119 nt
Organism: Phaeoacremonium minimum UCRPA7
Lineage: Eukaryota; Fungi; Ascomycota; Sordariomycetes; Togniniales; Togniniaceae
Product: putative purine-cytosine permease fcy22 protein
Exons: 3
Coding region: 1-1119 (372 amino acids)
Biological process (GO): transmembrane transport
Cellular component (GO): plasma membrane
Molecular function (GO): transmembrane transporter activity
Source: RefSeq, a predicted model, not a curated record